CAGAAGGUAGUUUCACGGAACGAUCAUAACAAUAACGUGCUGAAUUCUCCCUUAGUUGCAGAAAAAAACUUUCGUCAAAAACGCAACGCCAAAAAUGUAAACAAGAAAUCAAACGUCAGUGAAAUCGUCAGUCGUGAGUAUAUCAAAAGAGAAGUUCGGCUAGCGAUAAGUAACCUGGCCUGCGUGGUGCAUUGCCCGAAGGGAGUCAGGGGAAGACGAGGCAAACCUGGUCCCCCAGGUAAACACGGGCCAGCUGGGCCUCAGGGACCACAAGGACCAAGAGGAACUCAAGGAGAUCAGGGGCCUCCUGGACCUAAAGGUGAUCAGGGGCCUCAAGGACCCAAAGGUGAUCCUGGUGAGUCCAUCUCAGCUCCUUUGAUUGUGUCACCUCCGAUGUCCAUCGUCGUAAACAAAACUGGUAUAGCGUCACUGCGGUGUGGGGUCAAAGGAAAUCCAGUGCCCCAGGUCACGUGGCUGAAGGAAAAUUCCAGUCUUCCCUCCGAUAAACGAAUCAUGCAAUCACGUGGUGACUUUGUGAUAAGAGAUGUGACGUCACAAGACGGAGGAGAGUACACAUGUAGGGCAAGAAAUAUUCUUGGAGUCGUGACUUCAUCGGCCACACUGACUGUUCAAGGUAAUUAAUUUUAAUACUAAAAUUAAUAUUAAUGUCCCAGUGUACAGGUGAAAAAAAUCUACAGUAGCUUUGCGAUAACAAAGCUUAGCGAUUCAUGUUCAAACUACAGAUAAUUGUACUGUCUACUUGAAAAAUUUCUCAUAGCAGAGAGUUUCGACAUCAAGCCCAAAAUAUCUUACAUGUAUGGAAAGUCUAUGAAGUUUCUGCACAUUGUAUUUGGCCUGUGUUUUCGGCACGUUCCAAUAAGUUACAAUUGAGUAUCCUGUUCCCACAUCUAAACAAGCUGAAUACUCUUACAUUAUUAGAAAAAGUAUAUAUUUACUUAAGAUUCUUAAGAACGAAGAAUCUCUGGCAUGAUAUACGCUUGAGCCUGUUUACAUGAACAAAAGUCUUGUACCCCAUACCCCAUAACAUCCCAGAGGUUGUCAAGAAAAGAUUAGGAUUAUCACACGAGCCCAAUGGGACCAAUGAAAAUAAAGUUAUGACUUACACUCUACACGAUAAAUCCGUAGUCGACAUCAUUCCUUUUGUAAUUAAGAUAUCUGUCUCUUAAGCAUUUUCUUUGACUACCUUGUCUUAUAAGAUAUUGGUUGAAGUGUUGGAUUUGCAGUUAAACCGAUAAACCCUAAGUCAGAGUAGUCGUAGUCGGAGUGGUAAGAGCCCUAAGGGUCGUUAUAGUCUUAACUGAAUCGCAAUCGCAAGAAUCAAAAUGUUUCCAUUUUCUUCUUACUCCCCUCGGCUAUUAUAGCUCCGUCGAAUCACGGGCUCGUGAUCGACGGAGUUGCAAGCGAAUUAGAGCGCUCUUUCUACUAAAUCAUCACACGGGCGCUUUUGCGUAUAACCCCAACCUCGAAUCUGCCAUUAACAAACUCCAGCCCCUUCUCAGCAUGUGUGACUUUACGCUGGCUGCAUUAAAUGGGACGGAAAAAGUCGUUCACGAACUUCAAAGUGAUAGACCAAGUGCCAGGUUCCCUAGGAUGCUUUUAAGUUAGUUGACGUGCAAUUUUUUUGUGUCUGUUAAUCAGUUGCUGCCUUGGUCACAAAAAAGCCCUCGUCUGUUAUCCUUGAAGAAGGAGAAAACGUAACUUUGGUGUGCAAAGCUUCUGGUCUGCCGAUACCAACGAUCAAAUGGCAAAAACCAUUAGGUCAUUUGCCAAGAGGAAGAACUGCAGGGAUCGAUGGGAAUAUGACUAUAAUUAGUGUAACUAAAAAGGAUACUGGGACUUACGUAUGCUCAGUAAAGAAUCUCCUUGGAGAAGACUCAGCUUUGGCCGUGAUAACAGUGAUUGACAGGCUCAAAUUUACCGUGACACCUCCUUUAAAGAUUGCCGCAUCUGUGUUCAACAACCUGACGCUAAAUUGCAAAGCCCAGGGAGCCCUAGAAAUGACCUGGAAGAGGACAAACAAAAAUCUUCCUCAAAACCACGUUUUAAUUUCAAACGGAAGCUUGUUUCUCAAACAGGUGACUGCAAAUGAUGACGGAUCUUACACAUGUGUUGCAAGAAACUAUCAAAGAACAAUUGAGGCAUCAUGUGUUGUAGAAGUGCUCAAACCCGUGUCCUGUAGCAGUAUAAAAUCAGGCCACAGUGGAAGCUCUUCAGGUAAUCUUAUUAUUGACCCUAAUGGCAAAGGAGGCGUGGCUCCGUUCAGUGUGUAUUGUGAUAUGAGUGACAAGGGAGGAGUUGGCGUGACAGUCAUAAGUCACGACAGCGAGAGGAGAACAUAUGUUGCUAACAUUCCUGGGUGUGAGGUUGAUAAACCAGGAUGUUACAGUAAAGAUGUAACUUACAGUGGAGUCAGCACCGCUCAGCUAACAGCACUCACUCGCAUUUCGCAGAACUGUGAACAAUUCAUCAAGUUUGAGUGUAAUAAUGGUGUAGGAUUUGUACCGGAGUCGGUUGCCUGGUGGACGUCACGUGAUGGGAUGAAAAUGAACUACUGGGGAGGAGCUGGUGGAUCAUCUAAUAUGUGUGCAUGCGGGGUAACAAACUCUUGUUCAAGUGGGAAAAAAUGCAAUUGUUACAACGGUGGCAGCGGCUGGAGAGAGGACAGCGGUCUACUAACGGACAAGUCAGCAUUACCUGUGUCACAGAUAAGACUGUCAGACCUGAAUGACCCAGGCGAACAAGGAUAUCACACAUUAGGAAAGCUCAAGUGUUAUGGCCUGGCAUGA
Molecule: messenger RNA, 2807 nt
Organism: Porites lobata
Lineage: Eukaryota; Metazoa; Cnidaria; Anthozoa; Scleractinia; Poritidae
Source: the annotation of a GenBank genome assembly